AUGUCCAGCCAAAGGACUCGACCCGCUCGGUCGAAUAGCUUACAGCGCAUGCUUGAGCUCGAGCGUCGUUACAUGCUCGAACGACUUCAAUCUACGCCCAAUUCCAAUCCUGACGCAAGAAUCGACACCGUCUCUAGACCACCGCCUACCAUAUCACAUCGCCCUGUAAAUCAGGCUUAUCGCAUUGAAACCUCUGCCAAAAAGGAUGCUCGAAAGGGUGCCAACACAACCAGAGAGAAAAUGGCCAUCACUCAAAUAGUUCCGCUCACCAUCAAUAUCAGCUCCACUGAUCUUGGGCUGGAUGCGACAUCCGAGACAAUUACCGACGCGCGAACCAAGACGGUAAUUCUACCUCAAAAUCAACCCGGGAGCAAACCCGUACUCAAAGCUGUAUCUUUUGACGUUCCUCUGAGUAAUGAUGAAGAUGAACGGAGAUCCAUUUGUCAGUCUCCAAGUUGGGAGGCAUACGGCCGGCGCAAAAAGACCGAAAAGAAGGAUAUGAAAAAGGAGCAGAAGAAGGAGCAGUUGAAGAAAGAGCAGCAGAAGAGGGAGGAAGAGAGGAAGGAGCAGGAGAGAAAGGACCAACUGAAAAAGGAGCAGCUGAGAAAGGAGCAAUUGAAGAAGGAGCAGCUGAAGAAAGAGCACCAAAAAAAGGAGCAGUUGGAAAAAGAACAGCGCAAAAAGGAGCAGCAGCAGAAGUCGUCGAAGCGUGAAAAGGAGGAAUCCAUACUCAAAAAUGCUUUGAUUAAGAAGAAGCGCUUGAGCAAGCAACCUCCCGCUUCUUCGCCGCAUGCCCUAGACCAAGCAAAUCGUAUGACGUCUACAGCGGCGGCUUCGAGAGACAAACAAAGACCUUCGAGCGCGCUAGAAUUUACAACUCCCUCCAGAGAUGAUGUGCCUAAUCGCCCUCAUCAUGGACGAUCGGGCUCUUUCACCUCUAUGAUCAGGGCUCCCUUUGAGUCUCGGCGGGCUUCCCUUGAAACAUCGCGCCCCAGCGAAACAGGCUUUAUUGGAGGCAUCAAGCUUGAAAUUCAACGUCAUGCUGCCCAUCAGAAGACCGUGGAAGAACCUGAGAAUAUGGAUGAGUCCAAAAUCCAUCCAGCGCUUCGGACGAACAAUGCGCACAACCAAAAGUGGUCUGCCCCUCCUGCUCGCGCAAUUCUAGAGUCUCAGCGACGGGCUUACCCUCCCAUUACUAGACAUCCAGCGGCAGCGGCCAAGACAAGGUCUCUCAUCUCUUCGGCAGAAAUGGAUGCUUCCGAUGUGGGGACAAUGGACAGAUGGAGAGCCUUUGUUGGUUUGAAGCCCAAGGAGCCCGGGGAGUCAUCAAAGGCCGCCACGGAGCAGCAAGCUUCAAAGCAGCCCGUCAUAACCAACGAGGCAACCAAGUCUGCACCUGCAUUGCCACACUCUCAAACUGACGCGAGGGAUAAGCCGGCCGUCGUUGCCCCUUCUCAGAAAAGCAGAGGCCCUAGCGUCGCUCAGCCAUAUCUCCCAAACAGCGGCAGCAAGGCUUUGGAGCAGAGUUCAAAGCCCAAGCUCACUGUGUCUACAGCCAUUCCCUUGUCAAAUAGUUCUGCUGCUGUUCAGCGGGCACAAGCCAAAGAAAACACAGCCCAACCCAGCCUUGCGUCCUCUAUGGAUGGUAUGAAGAGCGGUGAAAUUACGGACAAUGGACUCACUCAAAACGUAGCCUCUUCGCAGCUGUCUUUGCCACCUGCACCACCUCGUCGAAGUUCAAAGCGGAAUUCACUCCUGAGCUUGAAUUCAGUAUCAUCUGUGUCUUCGCCACACUCGCCAGCACAUCGGCCUAGCAGCUCUGACUCGUCUAACAGCAAUCACGAUCCAACUGCAGCCAAAUCAAAAGCGAUUUCCGAGUCUCAUACAACCGCCACGAAGCUGCACGAACGGGCUCACAACCCUCCCAAUCUAGCAACGGGCGCUAUCGAACAAAAAGGCGUAGACACACAAGGCGGCGGUGCAUCUCUGCGUACGUCUACACCACGAGAGGCCAGUCGAAUUACUAGGGACCACAAGCCAGAUCCAAUAGACAUACCACUAUGGGAUGACAUCGAGUCUUCUGUUUUGCAAGUCAUCGACACAAAGGUAUCGCUGUCUCCGAUCCGCAAAUCUCACAACUCGCUGCGGGAUGAUAGCGACUUCACUGUUCGUCGACUUACAGACGGCCUAACCCCCACGGCCUCAGGAGAUGACUCUUCAUCUGACGAUUUCCACUCAAUAUCGAUGCCUGGUACGCCUGACACCUCCCGACCUCAAUCUGAAAAGGAUGUUGCCCCCAUGAAAGAUGCUGAGAGUAAGCGAUUAGUUACGGAGAGUCGCAUGAGAAAUAGCUCUCAAAGCCCAGCUAGACAACCGCUUCUUCUUCAGCCAGGGGCUGGCUCGAGCCAGAACAGUUUGGGGUUGAAGAAUCCACGACCUGUGGCCAAAUCGACCACUACUGUUGUCAAUGGACAAGCCAUUCACCACCGGGUUCAAUUGGAGGCGGAUGGAAUACCUGGAGCCGACUUCUUACCGAAGCUGAAGCAUCAGCCUCUGCCUCUGAAGCUGGUGGAACAUGUAGCAAUACCAAAGCAACAGCUUCAGUCUACGGUGCUAGUCCCUGGACCAGCCUCAUACCUUGAAGAGGCUCGAAAAGCAACCCCCUUAGCCCCGCCUCCUCCACUGCUAGGAUCGCCUCGCCUUGGUCCAAAAGUCACACCGCCAUCCUCCAUUCGGAGCCAGCCUUCAUCCACAUCUGACCUAGCACUGGCAAAGGCGCCACGGCACGUACCUGGGUCACCUGUUGUUGGAGGUGAACCAAUUGCCAAGAUGUUUGUCGAGUGCUGCGGGUGCAAAUUCUUUCACGAUAUGCCCAGCAAUCUCUACGAAGCCAUGGCUAAUCCAGAGGCCAUCAUUCGGCCAAGAGGCAAUGUUGGCUUCGCUGGCGCAGUAUCUAUGACUGUAAAGUGCCCGUGGUGCUCCCACGAGAUGAGCACCAAAUGCUGUGCUGGCUAUGCUGCCAUGGUCUAUGUGAAGGAGAGGCUGCACUGA
Trichoderma gamsii is the source of this 3051-nucleotide messenger RNA. RefSeq lists its product as hypothetical. The transcript has 2 exons. Lineage: Eukaryota; Fungi; Ascomycota; Sordariomycetes; Hypocreales; Hypocreaceae. The coding region runs from base 1 to 3051 and encodes 1016 amino acids. The record is from RefSeq and is a predicted model, not a curated record.